AUGGCCAGCAGUUCUGGUGCCCAAGAGUGGCUUGAGGUCCUGAUGCCAUAUCCCACUGAAGCAGAAUGCUGGAAGCGGCUGUGGCGCCUGCUCCUAGGAGUUGUGCCAUCAACCCCACGCAGCCACACACUCACACCAGCUCUGAGACCAGGGCCGCAGGGUGGACUGGGGCUGGAGGUGAGCAGGAUAGGCAUCAAAAAGGCUCUGCAGAGUGAGCUGGCCACAGCACUGCCCGCCUCUGCGCCCAGCAGUUGGUCAGACAACCAACCCGCGCCUGGUCCCUUCUCCCUGCCCCAGGCCGGGUGCAUAAGCAACACUCUGCUUCGAGAGGCCCUGCUCUCCAGCGUGAUUGCGCCGGCACUGCUCUGUGGCUUUCUCUACUUGGCGUGGGUCGCCGCUGCGGUUCCAGAGAGAAGGAUGGCCGGGAGCGGAGCUGGGAGCCAGGAAGGCGGCCGAGAGCAUGCCUUCAUCCCAGAGCCUUUUGAUGGAGCCAAUGUAGCCCCCCACCUCUGGCUGCACCGCUUUGAGGUCAUCAACGACCUCAACCAUUGGGACCGCAUCACCCAGCUAAGGUUCCUGAAAGAGUCCCUCAGGGGGAAUGCCCUGGAGGUUUACGGUGGACUCAGCCCGGAGGACCAGGAGGACUAUGGGGCUGUGAAAGAAAGCCUGUUGAAAGCGUUUGGGGUGGCGGGGGCCGCCCACAGCCACCUGCCCAAGGAGAUCGUCUUUGCCAACAGCAUGGGUAAGGGCUACUAUCUCAAGGGGAAAAUCGGCAAAGUGCCCGUGAGGUUCCUGGUGGACUCCGGGGCCCAGGUCUCUGUGGUCCACCCGAGCUUGUGGGAGGAGGUCACUGAUGGCGACUUGGAUACCCUGAGGCCCUUUGAGAAUGUGGUAAAAGUGGCCAAUGGGGCGGAAAUGAAGAUCCUGGGCGUCUGGGAUACAGUGGUGUCACUGGGCAAACUGAAGCUCAAGGCAGAGUUCCUAGUGGCCAAUGCCAGCGCUGAAGAAGCCAUCAUUGGUACCGAUGUGCUCCAGGACCACAACGCCGUCCUGGACUUCGAGCAUCGCACCUGCACCCUGAAAGGGAAGAAGUUCCGCCUUCUGCCCGUUGGAGGGUCCCUGGAAGAUGAGUUCGACCUGGAGCUCAUCGAGGAGGAGACCCCGGAGGAGGGCGGGCAGCAGCUCUCCUAUUGA
Messenger RNA from Pteropus alecto (black flying fox), 1194 nucleotides. RefSeq names its product aspartic peptidase retroviral like 1 (gene ASPRV1). The record is from RefSeq and is a predicted model, not a curated record. Gene Ontology annotation, cellular component: membrane. Gene Ontology annotation, biological process: proteolysis. Lineage: Eukaryota; Metazoa; Chordata; Mammalia; Chiroptera; Pteropodidae. Gene Ontology annotation, molecular function: aspartic-type endopeptidase activity.